CAAGAGCAUGCAGACAUUUUUCGCCCCCAACAGUUUCAUUUACAAGAAGCGUAACUGAAACAGGUUUGAGGAGCUGUCGACGGCUGCAUGGAACUGUGUUAACAGUCUAGCAAACCCAAGUCUCUUUGGUCAAACGCAGGCUGAUCAACCCUGGAUUGUCACCUGUUUGGAGACUUUACACACUAACUCCGUCAAGGGGUUGUCGAGGUGAUGGAGGCAAAGGAACACUGGUUCUUGCAAGGAUUUCUGCUUCUUGCUAUGGUAAUAGCUCAAGGGGCAACUAUUAAAUGUCCUUCUAGUCCUCUGUGCUACAAGAAAACUGAAAGUGCCACCAUCUAUACAUGUGAAUGGGAGACAUCUGAAUCUAUGAAGAAUGCAACUUAUGAGCUUUUUUACAGCCGCUCCAAUUCCGCUGCAAGUAGAACAUCGCUGGGCAGUAGUAGGAAGAGCUAUAUCUGUGUGCAAGACAAUACAGUGCUCAACAAAGUGUUGGUGGAUAUAUGGGUGGUCGCUUACAUGGGCAACUGGAGCUGCCGGUCACUCAAUACCACUGUUACACUUUCUGAAAGAGUUAAAUAUGAAGCUCCCCAACGUAUGUCUAUGGCAAGAUCCUCGAGUAAUCUUACCCUCAGCUGGGAUAACAAGAAAGAUGCUGUCAUAGAGGUCAAGUUCAGAAGACUAGAGGAAACCUCAGGGACAUGGAAGACAUUUAAGAAAGAAGUCAAACAAGCCAUGGUCACGCUGGAGAAUCUCCAGAACAAAUCUGUGUACCAACUACAGGUCAGACAAAUGUCCAAGCAUGUCAAACAUCCCCUGUGGAGCGACUGGACUCCAAUCCUGGACGUUCCCACUGAAAUCCCAAAUCCCCCAGAAGUUAACUGGACAGUAGAGGAUUUUAACAAUGGUACUCGACUACUCAAGCUGACUUGGGGUACACCACCUUAUCCAGUCUCUAUGCAGGUGAAUUACAACCUCUCUCUCCAUAUUUGGCCAUGCCUACUAAAGCGAACGAACUUCACCAUUGUCACUACCACUGAGUUCAGUGUUUAUGUGACUUACUCUGCUGUCAGUGGCGACAUUAUUGCCUUUAAUAAAGUGGGAAAGUCAUCCCGGACACAUAUCCUUGUCCCAGCAAAACAUAUUUCAUUUCCUUGCAAGUCUUGGCCUAAUGACAGACUCAUCCCACUCAAGUAUGCGCAUGGCUUUAUGAAAUCCUGCCUGGAGUGGUACAAGUCAACAGACGGAGAAACGCGACCAGAAAAAGUGAAAAGAUCAAAACUAAAUGGAACCGUGAAGAAAAAACUAAAACAUGUUAGAGAAAAGAUGGACGACUAUGUACGUUACUAUUACCUUGUUCACAAACAAACUGAUGGAAAGCCACAAUCAACAGAGACGUGUCUCAUGUAUAAAAGGGAGGGUGCACCCAGUAAGGCACCUGAUCAUUUCACUGCUCCUAUUCUUAAUGUUACAACCAAUUCUGCAAUGCUGCAUUGGAAACCUAUUCCUGUGCCAGACCAGCGAGGUUUCCUUACACACUAUGAAAUCUGCUACACAAUGAGAAGCCAAAACAAUGAGUCACAAAUUGAAUCUGAGUGUCUCAAGAGCUUUGCAUCAAAAACAGAGUAUCUUGUUCAAAACCUGACACCUGGGUCCAUCUACAACAUCCAUCUCGCUGGAGCAACAGCUGCAGGUUUAGGACCAACGACAACUAUCGAAAUCAUGACAAAGCCUCUACCCCAGUCCGUUAUUGGUUGGAUCAUAGCUGGCAUAAUUGCAAUAUUAAUAACAGUAUGCUUGUUCAUCAUCAAGAGACAUAAAAAAAAUAUCUUCCCACCAAUACCACGUCCUGUGGUCGUAGAGUCGGUGAAUUAUCGAGCGAGGAAUCAGAGUAUGCAUGAGAAGGAGGAGGUGCAUGAGCUGCAGCUAUAUGACAACUGCAGCCAAGACCCCAACCCCGAGGAAGCCACUGUCCUGGAGGUGUCUGAGACAUACGAGUGUGAAGACACGGACGAGAAGUGCCUGGGAGACUCCAGCACCCCAGUCAGUGACCCGCUGAGCCCUGAUUACAAGGCCCAGGUGCUACGUCUAGAAACCCCUGAUUCAAGCCAAGGAGAGAUUGACUGUUUGGUCACCAUGUUGAUGUACAGGAACGGUCUGGUCUUUGAUAUGAAAGCAUACUCCACCGAGGAUGUCGGGAUCCAACUUUAGACAUCACUGCUGUAGCACUCGCUCGAAGCCUGUAAUUAUAAUAUAUGACCCCCUUAUUAUGGUGUAUUGUCACUUUCUAUUGGUCCUGACUAAAUAACAGCCAUCUUGAGUCAGUUGAGAAAAUUGACAUAUUAUAAGCCUUAUAAUACAUUAUAAAGGCUUAUACUUGUUUCUAACAAGUUAAAAAGCGUAUCUGCAUCCUUUAAGUAAAGUGUUAGGCAACACUGCCAGAGAGUUUGCAUUGAUGUAUUUCUUUAACAUUUGAUUAAACUUAUUUUCUUGACAAUAAGCAAAAACAGGCAAAAACCAGACAACUUAAUUUACAUACAUUUCCACAAACAUUAGUGGCAUCACACUUGCUCAGACCCACAUGUUCCCACACAAACAACGAGGUGUAAUGGGUUGGUACUCAAAAAGAUGUCGCAUAAAGCUUACAGUACUUCAUUA
This is a messenger RNA of Oncorhynchus masou masou (cherry salmon), 2655 nucleotides long. Its product is annotated as interleukin-6 receptor subunit beta-like. The record is from RefSeq and is a predicted model, not a curated record. Bases 211 to 2208 code for a protein of 665 amino acids. Gene Ontology annotation, molecular function: protein binding. The transcript has 16 exons. NCBI's taxonomy places the organism in Eukaryota, Metazoa, Chordata, Actinopteri, Salmoniformes, Salmonidae.